Messenger RNA from Funneliformis geosporum, 1089 nucleotides. NCBI's taxonomy places the organism in Eukaryota, Fungi, Glomeromycota, Glomeromycetes, Glomerales, Glomeraceae. The record is from the annotation of a GenBank genome assembly.
AUGACAAAAAAUAAUCUUGAAUACCAAGUAUUUACACCAUCAUUAUAUUCUUCAAAAGAGGAAAAUAACCAUAAUUCAUCAUCAAUAACACGUAAUGAAUCAAGAAAAUUAAAAAGGAUUCAAUUAAAAAAAUUACAGGCAUAUGAAGUUAUAGAAAAGAUUGAAAAUGCUCCUUGGAAAAAAAUUUUUUCCUUAGAACAUACACAAUAUUUAUGCUUAACCAAUGUUUGUUUUGGUGGGAUUGGGGGUGUAACGACAGAACAAUUAUCGAAUAUUUUUAAGUCGUUUAAUGGUUAUCUUGGAUUAAAGUUAACUCAUGGCAAGCCAUAUUCUUUUAUCAUAUUCAAUACACCUUAUGAUGCAUUUCAUGCAAGAGAAGCACUUCAUGAAAAAUCAUGUGAUGCUUUAAACGGGAAAAUCAUGUUUAUUGAAUACGUUAAUUUGAAUUAUCAAAAUUUUAUAAAACAAAUCAAGAAUUCGGAUAAAAGGGAUAUUCCAGGUUUAAUAUUAAUGGAAGAAUUUAUUACGAUUGAACAAGAAAAAGAGAUUUUACAAGUAAUAUAUUCAACCAAAUCAUGGAUUCCAGUUCAAGAUCGAAUGGUUGUAUUUGGAAUAAAAUUGGCGGAAUUUCCAUUUUAUAUGAAUUCUUUACUUGAGAAAUUAAGAAAUUUAUUUCCAUCAAUACCAAAAUUAGAACAAUUAACUAUACAGAUUUAUCCUAUUGGUACGGGCAUCCCACCUCAUAUGGAUAGUCAUUCUUCAUUUGGUCCAAGUGUCAUCGCAUUUAGUUUAGAAAGUUCCGUUAUAAUGGAAUUUAAAAAUAUAAAGACUAAUAAAGUGGUAAAUAUUGACUUGCCAAGAAGAUCUUUAAUGAUCAUAAAAGAUGAAACAAGGUAUGCGUGGAGUCAUGCCAUAAGAGCUCGGAAGAGUGAUACAUUAGAAAAUGGACAAAUAAGAGAUCGUGGUCAAAGAAUUUCACUUACGUUGCGUACUGUUAAUCCAGAUAGGAUUUGUAAAUGCUCAUGGCCAGAGUUAUGUGAUCGUAAUGUCAACCACUUUGGAUCAAAUAUAGAAACAGGGGAAAGCUAA